Ostreobium quekettii is the source of this 1833-nucleotide messenger RNA. Lineage: Eukaryota; Viridiplantae; Chlorophyta; Ulvophyceae; Bryopsidales; Ostreobiaceae. The record is from the annotation of a GenBank genome assembly.
AUGCCGCCGGCCCCGGCGCCUCGACGGGGCCCCGCGUCCCCGGGCCCGCGGAUCGCUCCCAUCAAGGGCGGCCGCACGAACGCACAAGCGCGCAGGGGCGGAGGCGGGGGCAAUGGGCGUGUCAGCGGCGGAGUGGCCGAAGCGGGGCGGACGGGCGCGAGGGAGGCGCGCGAGGCGCUGCUGGACAAGGUAAAAGAUCAUCGGCUGCUCCAAGCCCAACUACAGCAAAGAUUGGAAGAUGCUGCAAUUAGUUUGGAGAAGUUGGCCACUCAGGCUGCUCGAAGACGGACAGCAGGGGCCAUGCAUCACGAUGACAGCAGACAAAAUGGGGUCGGUUGCAUCGCUGAGGGAAAAGAGGCAGCUGUUGUUAUGGUUGGUGCCGAGUGUGCACCUUAUUCCAAGACAGGGGGCCUUGGCGAUGUCAUGGGUGCUCUUCCCAAGGCUCUGGCCAAGAGGGGCCACCGCGUGAUGGUGGUGACGCCCAGGUACGCAGACUACAAGUCAGCGCGGCCCACACAAGUCAGAGGAACUUACAGCAUUUUCGGCAUGAACCAUGAGGUGCACUACUACCACGAGCUGAAGGACGGCGUGCACGUCGUGUUUGUGGACCACCCCAGCUACCACAACAGGGGGAGCGACAUCUACAGCGGCUCGCGGCUGGACGUCGCAUUCCGGUGCGCCCUGCUGUCAAAGUGCGCCCUGGAGGCCCCGCGCUGCGUGCCGUGCGGUGACAGCCCAUUCGGCACGGACAACCUGACCUUUGUCGCCAACGAUUGGCAUGCCGCGCUGACGCCGCUGUACUUGGAGGCCCAUUAUCGGGACAGGGGUGAGAUGGCCUGCACCCGCAGUGUCCUGGUUCUGCACAACAUCGCCUACCAAGGGCGGGGCCCCAUGGCGGAGCUGGGCUACUUUGGCAUGCCCUGGCACUACUCGGAGUCGUUCAGACUGUAUGACCCAGUGGGCGGCGAGCACAUGAACGUCAUGAAGGCCGCCAUCAUACACAGCCACAGCAUCGUCGCGGUGAGCCGUGGGUACGCCUGGGAGUGCAAAACCCAGGAAGGCGGCUGGGGGCUGCACGGCGUCCUGCAGGAGCAGGACUCGAAGCUGCGGGGCAUCGUCAAUGGCAUCGACACCUCGGAGUGGAACCCCGCCACGGACGCCUUCCUGACGUCCGGCGGCUACGCCCGCUACGGGCCGCGCAGCGUGUUGGCGGGCAAGGCGGCCUGCAAGGCGGCGCUACAGGGCGAGAUGGGCCUGCCGGCGGAGGCGGGGACGCCGAUGCUGGGCUUCGUGGGGCGGCUGGACCACCAGAAGGGCGUGGACCUGAUCUACGAGAACUUCGAGUGGCUGAUGGGCCGCGGCGUGCAGCUGGUGAUGCUGGGUUCGGGGAACGCGGAGCUGGAGAGCGCGCUGGUGGACAUGGAGCGCAGGCGGCCACGCCAGUGCCGUGCGUGGGUGGGCUUCUCCGUCGAGAUGGCGCACAAGAUCACGGCCGCCGCGGACGUCCUCCUCAUGCCCUCCCGCUUCGAGCCCUGCGGCCUGAACCAGAUGUACGCCAUGGCGUACGGCACGGUCCCCGUGGCCCACCGCGUGGGCGGUCUGAGGGACACCAUAACGCACUACGACAGCGCGGCCGACAAGGGCACAGGGUGGCUGUUUGACAGUGCGGACGCGGGGGCGCUGCGGGGGGCGGUGGACGCGGCGCUGGAGGUGUUCUGCUCGCGGCCGGAGGCCUUCAGGCGGAUGCAGAGGCGCGGCAUGGCGCAGGACCUUAGCUGGGACAGGGUGGCCGUGGAGUACGAGGAAGUCAUCGUGGGGGGUUCCGGCCUUUGA